Messenger RNA from Microstroma glucosiphilum, 2122 nucleotides. RefSeq lists its product as hypothetical. The record is from RefSeq and is a predicted model, not a curated record. NCBI's taxonomy places the organism in Eukaryota, Fungi, Basidiomycota, Exobasidiomycetes, Microstromatales, Microstromataceae. Bases 223 to 2046 code for a protein of 607 amino acids. Gene Ontology annotation, molecular function: single-stranded DNA binding; ubiquitin protein ligase activity. Gene Ontology annotation, cellular component: Rad6-Rad18 complex; nucleus. The transcript has 4 exons. Gene Ontology annotation, biological process: protein monoubiquitination; DNA damage tolerance.
CUUCUUCCCAGUAUACACACACUCUCACACACACACCAACAACACAUUGUCUAAGACUGCGACUGCGACUGUGACUGCGAAUGCAACUGCAAGUUGGCGAGGUCCUGCUUUAUACCUAUUGGUCUCUUUUGUCAGUAGCAGCUGCGCGCCCAUCGCUGCGCGACCCUUUCGCGGGUCCCCCUCUCAUCGACUGAUUAGCCAGCCCAGCGCUAGCGAAUCUCAAUGCCUCCCUCAGCGGGAGUCGGCGGGAGCUCCUCUGCUUCUACUUCUGCCUCUGCUUUCGCCUCGACAUCCUCUUCAUCGACACUACCUGUGCCGAAAUGGCAAAUGGAUCUGGGGGAUGUCAGUGAUCCCUCCGAUUGGCUGGGAGGUGGAAUGAGCUUCUUGAAGGAUCUUGAUGCGAGUUUGAGGUGUGAGAUUUGCUCGGAUAUCCUGCGAGCCCCCGUGGCUAUCAAGACGUGCCACCAUGUCUUCUGCUCGCGCUGUAUACGCGACUACAUCAAUCAACCCACCCUGCCUGGAAACCCUACUGACCGGCCAUGUCCGAACUGUAGACAGCCCAAGGUGUAUGACUCAGAGCUGGUGCCGGUGACCCAUCUAGAGGUGGCGGCGGAGGCUUGGAGGAGCGCGAGGCCGGAGCUCAUGCGAUCAGAGAGGGAGAUGACGCAGCUCAAGCGUCAGCAGGAGGCAGCUGCUUCCCUGGACCAAGCAGGUGGCAGUAACAGCAAGAAGCGCAAGGCUCAUCCCUCCCAGUCUACAGACAAUCCCUCUGCCCAAACAGGGGACUCGUCUUCCUCUCGAUCCUCACCCACGCAUACUCGCAUGGCUGGCGGCGAGUCUGAGCACGCUGGACCGAGGAGAGUGACGCGGAGCGCCACUGGUUCUCGCAGCGGGCCAGAGAAGAACCUCGGGGAGGAGGAAGAGGAGGCAAUUGUUCUUGACGACGAUUCGGAUGAAGACUGGACUUUGGAGAAUGGCGCUGCAGACGGAAAGGCAUCUGGCAGGGCGAGUCCGGUGAAGAGCAAUGGAGCUGCUGCGAGUGAAAGGAGCUUACAGGAUGUCCAACCGUCGGACAUCGUGGAGUGUCCCAUGUGCUCCUACACCUUCACCUACGCAGCUCUGAAUCGUCACCUGGACACAGCAGGCGCCUGCAAAGGUCCCGAUCAUCCACCGCCAAGCGACCGAGAGCGGGGUCUUGCCGUGAAGAACACCGGUAGCAAGGGUGGGGGACUCGGUGGCUUCUUCAACCAGAAGGGCAAGUCUGGUUCAAGUACUGGAGACUCCUCAAUGACGAAUGGCAACAAAUCCCACGACUCUUCGGCAGCGGGCACCAAGCUAAAACGCCCACAAUAUCGGCUACUCUCUGAGCGUGAGCUACGCAAACAGUGCUCCGACAGCGGGCUGGCCACUACGGGAUCGAAGGCUCAGCUGGAGUCGCGCCACCGACACUGGAUCGAUUUGUACAAUGCCAAUCUAGACGCCGCACAGCGUUAUCGUCGUCCAGAGGGAGCUCUGCGACGGGAGCUGCGCGAGUGGGACAAGGAGAGGGAGAGGGAAGAGGCACGACUGGCCAAGGCUGCAAGCGCAGCUGCCAGGGGUGCUAAGGCCAGUGCAGGCUCUGCACCUCCUACUGGUAGCGGCAGUACUUCUGGAAUAGUCGGUGCGAGUGAAGAAGAGAGGAGAAGAUACGCUGCAUUGAAUAGGGAUCAAUUCCGGGCAUUGGAAGAGCAAGGGAGAAGAAGUCAUCGUGCGAACAAGGAAGUACAUGCAGAGGGUCCUGCUUCACAGGAGCGUAGAGAGGAGCAGCAGAAGCUCAAAGAGGAGGAGGAGGAUGCAGAAGCGAAGGACCAGAGGCCUGUUGCCACUGAGGUAUCGCUGGGGGAAGGUGCUGAUGAGCUCAUGGGGACCGAGGAGGUCAGUGAGAGCGCCGAGUCAGAGGCGAAUGGGCAAGGUGGACAGGAUAAGGCUGCGGGAGGGGCGGCAGCUGUAGUCGCGGCGGCACCUGCUGACGAUGGCAAUGGGGAUGCUGGCAAGGACUUCUUCUAGGUCUCGUCGAACACAAUGUACUAUAGUCAAUUCGCAAAACCUCUUCGCUGCUCCUUCACUGCAGAGGCUCGCUCGC